Oryctolagus cuniculus (rabbit) is the source of this 9123-nucleotide messenger RNA. RefSeq names its product phosphatase and actin regulator 2 (gene PHACTR2). Gene Ontology annotation, molecular function: actin binding. NCBI's taxonomy places the organism in Eukaryota, Metazoa, Chordata, Mammalia, Lagomorpha, Leporidae. The record is from RefSeq and is a predicted model, not a curated record. Gene Ontology annotation, biological process: actin cytoskeleton organization.
UCUUUGACCUAAGCUGCUCCUAAGGCUUUUGUGGGUACUGGUGUGCGCUUCCUCCAGGAACUUGCUCUGCUUUUGUUCCUCUUCUCUGGCUGGGUCUGCUCUCUUGUUAAAUAAUGUAUUCUGUGCAAAGUGUGUGGCAUGGCAUCUGGAGUAUGGAUGUGUGCGUUAUAGGUGGUAACUGCUAACCCUCUUCCACCACCCCACCCCUCUCUCUUUCUCCUCCUGCUGGCUCUCUAUGGCCUGCAGGUGAACCCAGGAAAAUGAUUCCUUCACUGGGAGCUUUCAGGAUUUGGGACCCCUGUGCCUGAUUGAUGGCACCAGGCAAACCACGACUGGCGGGCUUAAUUGCAAAACUGAUCAAGCUGAAGAUGUAGUCACCAGCUGAAUUAGCAAAAUUUCAACGAAAAUGGCAGCCAGGUGUGGCAUGUUGGCCAUCAACGCAGCUGUCUUUCCCUCACGGAGCUCGGGCUCAGACAUCAAGUUGAUGACAUCCAUUCGCUUCUGGAAGACGGUUCUUUUACACGCGAUCUUUGAGCCAGACCCAGGGGACAGAAACCCAGGAGCAUGGCCACAGUGAGAGUUGAUGGACUGGACAAAGCUUCUAUAGCAAAUUCAGAUGGCCCCACAGCAGGUUCCCAAACACCUCCAUUCAAGAGAAAGGGGAAACUAUCCACCAUCGGUAAAAUCUUUAAGCCUUGGAAAUGGAGGAAAAAGAAGACCAGCGACAAAUUUAGAGAAACUUCAGCAGUAUUAGAAAGGAAGAUAUCUACAAGACAAAGUAGAGAGGAGCUGAUAAGAAGGGGAGUUCUUAAGGAAUUGCCUGAUCAAGAUGGAGAUGUAACAGUUAACUUUGAAAAUUCAAACGGGCACAUGAUACCCAUCGGAGAGGAAUCUACCCAAGAGGAAAAUGUAGGAAAGUCUGAAGAAGGUAAUGGCUCUGUAUCUGAAAAAACAACACCUCUGGAGGAAAAGUCAGAAGAUAAGAAAGAGAACACUGAAAACCACUCUGAAACUCCGGCAGCUCCUGCUCUACUUCCUCCAGCUCCUCCUAAGCCUAAACCCAAACCUAAACCCAAAAAAACACCUGUACCUCCAAAAGGGGCCACUGCUGGGGCCAGCCACAAAGGUGACGAAGUGCCUCUCAUUAAAAAAAAUGCCAAGGCUCCUGGUAAGCAGGCCCCUGUCCCUCCACCCAAGCCAACAAGCCGAAACACGACCCGAGAGGCUGCUGGUUCCUCUCAUUCUAAAAAACCAAGUGGCUCCAAAGCGUCGACUUCACCAUCUACUUCAUCCACCUCAUCUCGUCCCAGAGGUUCCAAGGAGGCUGUUGCUAGCAAAACGGGGACAGCGGGGACUAUAAAGGGCAAGAAAAAAACUGGCAAGCAGCCAACGACAUCUCGACUCUCCUCAGAAACCAUCACUUCUGGUACAUCUGACCUCACAGGAGAGCCUCCAGAGACCAGAGUGGAAAGUCUCAAACCCAAACAGACUGUCCCUGGGGCAGAGGAGCAGACCACAAGCAAGUCCAAGUCCUUAGUCCCUGCUCCCCCCAUGGCUCCACCACCUUCCCCCCCAGCCCCUUCUCUUCCUCUUGAGGAUCAAUGCAUUGUUGCUUCAGACACUCCAGUUGUCCUGGUCAGCAAUGGAGCUGACUUGCCCAUCUCUGCCUUAGACCCAAGUCCGUUCCUUUGGACUGAAGAGACGACGUGCAGAACCAUGCUCCCCUCAGGCACUGGCUUAAAUGCUAGCAGAGAAAAUGCAAAAUGCUUCACAACCAAAGAUGAGCUGGGGAAGGCAGCACCUCAGCUGCUCUCCCCAGGGCUGAUGGGAGACUCUUCAGAAUCCUUCAGUGCCCCAGAAGACGAGGGCCCGAGGGAGUACCAGGCCAACGACUCUGACUCCGAUGGACCCAUCUUGUACACUGAUGACGAUGAGGAAGAGGAUGAGGAUGAGGACGGCAGUGGAGAAAGUGCUUUGGCAAGUAAAAUACGACGAAGGGAUACUCUUGCUAUCAAACUUGGCAACAGACCAUCCAAGAAAGAGUUAGAGGACAAAAACAUCUUGCAACGCACAUCUGAGGAAGAGAGGCAGGAAAUCCGACAGCAAAUUGGAACCAAGCUUGUCAGGAGACUCAGCCAGAGACCCACAACUGAAGAAUUAGAGCAAAGAAAUAUAUUGAAACAAAAGAAUGAAGAGGAAGAACAAGAAGCAAAAAUGGAACUUAAACGCAGACUCAGCAGAAAGCUCAGCCUGAGACCCACAGUAGCAGAGCUCCAAGCUCGAAGGAUCCUACGGUUUAAUGAGUAUGUGGAAGUCACUGAUUCUCCCGACUAUGACCGACGAGCAGACAAGCCCUGGGCCAGGUUAACACCUGCAGACAAGGCAGCAAUAAGGAAAGAACUAAAUGAAUUUAAAAGCACAGAAAUGGAAGUUCACGAAGAGAGUCGACAGUUUACAAGGUUUCAUCGUCCAUAGUGAAGUGCAAGACUAUUUGGGAAUGUGGACUGAUCAUCUUUAGGGGAAGCUCUGCUUCCUGAAAACCUGAUGUUGCACUGGGAUUUGAAUGUGUGUGUUUCCGUUUAACUUGGGGUGAAGGCAGCAUGUGACUCAGCCUUGUUCGAAAGUGCUCCUCACCUGUACAGCGCAGAUGGGGCCAACAAGCCAAAAGAAAUAUGCUGUGACUCUUGCCUCCCAGAAUGUGUAUUGGUGGUAAGGGACACCAGUUAUUCUUCAUCAGGAGUUUUAGUCAAAGAAGAUGAGCAGAAGACAAUCGCUGGCUCCCCAUUACCUGAAAGCCAAAUUGUAUAGUGCAGGGUAAAGAAAAAUGGUGAUUGGAGUUGCUGGGCACGGGAAAGGGGUGGGAGUUGAAAAUUGGAAAGAAAGAGAAAUAUUUCAUUAUGUUAAUGAAGAAAAGAGAAAAUGGAAGCAUAAAUAUAUUUUUGAAGAGGGCAUUUGGUAGCUGAAAACUUAUUAAGGGAUUUGGGAAUCUAGUCACCCAAUGAGGAUUCCUUGACUUGAUUCUGAAAAAAUACUCUUGUUUCACCAUUAAGUUUAUACAGUAUAGUACCAUUAUUUUAUGUUGUGCCAGUGAAUCCAGUUGCCAGAAAUACGUCUGAAUGUUUUCAUGCAUCUUUUUCUUAAACGCAAGAGGCUUCAAUGGACUCUUGAUGAGCAUGCUUGCCCAAAUUUUGUUGCAUGCCUUAAGUAGCAUAGCUAUACACACUUGACAUUUUUUAUACUCCUUUCUUAGUGUAUCAACCUUCCACAGGAUAACAGGACUGGGAAUAAAGUCAGAUGUAAUGUGACCCUUUAAAACUGUAACAGGCUUCAGAAAUUAACCUUUUGGCCUUUCCCUGUCUUGAUUAUCUCCAAAGUCAGAGCAAUUGUACUUGACCUAAAGGUGAUAGCAUCGACAAUCAUGACACCUGGUUUCAAACCUGAUUCUAAAUUAAGUGAGAUACAUGUGCUCUGCCUGCAGUUAGUUCUCAGUGGGAAUGCAAAGGGCCAGUUAUUUUUCAGUGCUGCAUAGCAAAAGUUGGGUUGCUGCUAUUAAAAACAAAUAAAUGAAGCACAUAGUUUUUAAAAAUACUCAUCCAAAGGCUUAAAAGAACACAGCAAAUUUCUGCUAAGUCAUGUGUGAGAAAAACCUUGUCAUAUUUUAAAAAUCUGCAGCUUGCAUUCAUAAUAUAGUAUUUACUUUCAAUGCAAAAGUAUCAGUGAGAUUGAAGUCAUGGAUAGUUCCCUGUGAACUUAUAGUCAGCAUUGUUUACAUUAAGAAACCAUCUAUUGUUGUAUUGUUAUUUUCCAUGGAGUAACAGGCACAGUAUGACUUCUGCUCCCAAACUCAUAUGGCCAUUUUUAAAUACUACCUGGUAUUUAAUUGUUUUUUCAUUAUUUUUUUGCCUCUUUUAUUAAAAACACAUGAAAGAUAUAAAAAGAAGAUAAGUUUUAAAUAGAUUUUAUUUUAUUCUGAAAGCUUGGACUAGAAUUUUUUGCAGUGUUUCUGGUCCAUAAUAAUGUAAGACAUUCAUUUCCAAUUUCAACCCAAAAGUGGGCAUUUAAUCUGAUGAAUAAAUGUAGAUUCUGCUACUCAUUAAUAUUUUGUAGAACUACUUAUAUUGAAUGAUGAAAAGUUGGUCUAUUAUAAAAAGUUAGGACCAUUUUAUAACUAAGAAAGUAAUCAGCAUCACACCUCUUGUCGCACCCAGCCUUGUGCAUUCUUCACUGUUGUUUCGCUAAUAGGAUAAGACAUAUUUUUGCUUUGAAAACCUUUUUCUAGCUGCCCAAGGGUCUCUCUGUGGCUGAGAUUUUAUAUAUUUAUAGUGUUUCAAACCAGCCACAAAAAUUAAAUUUGGCCUAAUUAUUUUUCCAAAAUCAUCUUUUUCCUUAUGCUAUUUUAUUAUCACUUUAGUGUAUUGGGAAAAAUGCCAAGAUAAAAAAUUUUUUUUCAUUUUGUAUGCUUAUCAUCUUUGAACAUGUUUUAAAAAUUUCUAAUCACGAAGUCUUUAUAUAAUGGUAAAUAUAAGACAUUAUCACUCAAGAUAUAUGUAGUAGAAAGUUUCUAUUUGGUUGAUAAAAUAUUUUCCUAUUAGUGGUGGAUAUGAUGCAAUUCUUUAUUCUCUAUAAUGAGAUAUACCCAGUACAAAAAUGAAAUGCUGAUACUUCAAAAGGUUCAUGUAAAAUGAAUUAAAAGAUUUUUAAAUCCACGCAUAUGAGGGAUUCUCUAAAAAGGCCAUGGAAAUGCUUAGUAUGAAAAAUUCUGCAUGAACUUUUUAAAAAUUGGCCCCAAAUGAGGUCAUCUUUUAUUUUCCAUGAACUUUUUGAAGUCCCUUUGUUUCCUUGUGUAUAACGACAAUGUCUGAUUUAUGAACUACCCACAAUUUGUCUUCAAACUGAAGUUUAAAAGUAAAAAAAAAAAAAAAUUAACUACUGCUAAUCUAAAUGUUAAGUAACUGGAAUAAGUUACUUCAUUGUAACCACUUAUUUUGUUAAAAGUAAUCAUUAAAUAAAAACCUAUGGAAGGAAUUAAAGGAUUAUGAGCUUAGCUGUAUUUUGCAGAAUAGGGCUGUUUUAAUAGUUAAUUUUAAAAGGCAGAAACACUGCUUAUCCCCACCAGCAGUCCAUCCAUGGGUCUCCUGCUUGGUGGCCCUAAAAGAAAGUGAAGGUGUAGACACCUUCCAUAUAAUUAUGCCUCUGCCCACUGCCCACGUUUCUGCAGUCCCACUGAUCAGCUUAUGUUCUAUAAAGAAAACAAAUGUGUGUGGGAAUUGGAUUACUUUUGUUGUUGUUGUUGUAACACAAUUCCAGGUUUUUCACUAUUCAAAUUGUGACAUUAGGUGACAAAGAACAAGUGAGUGGGUUUUCCUGAGUCCCCAGGAGGUGAUUAAGGAAGAAAACAAACCCAUCUCCAGGAAGGUCCCACCCAGCAAAGAACUAGAAAGACCAUAAAAACUAAUUGACCAUUUCCAUCUCUUUCUUAAAUGGAGGGAGGAAACCACAUGGAUAUUAAGGUAGCAAGAAGCUGCUCAACAGGUUUUCUCAGCAUCUUCGUGGUCAUUACCAGUCAGUCUGAAAAAUUAGUCUCUGGAGGUCAGCGUUAAUUUAAGACAGCUUGCCUAAUAACUCUGUGUAGGUAAAGCGUCUUGCAUUUUGUUCUGUUUCUGGUAAUUUCUCUUCAUGUUAAUUCCUCAAACUAUUUAACUGAAAACUAUAAUAUUCAGAGAGUCAUUUUUAGCAUUUGAACAGCUAUUUUAAAGGAAGGAAAAAGCAGACAUAUCUGUCCCUCUGUUUUACCAGAAAAACUGGCCUUCUGGUUUCGUCUUCGUAUCUUUUGUUAGCAUGAGUAUAAUCAUUUUUUUCUGAUGUUAUUAAAUAUAUUCUGUUAGAAGAAAAUUCUAAAAUUUACAUAAAUAAAAAAAUUGAACGCACCAUUCAAAAUUGCCACAUUUGAAAAUAAGAACUGAGUCUAAAAUCCGAAACUCGGGUUUUACACUCUGCAGUUAAAUUCAGUGCUGCAUUGGCACACUUAAAAAAAUGUAAUAGCUCACACUUACAAGAGGGAAAAAAAACUAUGUUGCUGCUACCUGUCCUGAUACGUAUCACAUUGACACAUAGUAGACAUUUUUACUUCCAUUUUUUAGAGUCAGACACAUACAACUUUGAAAAAUCAUACUGGAUUCACAACAGAAACAGGUGGUCUUUUCUACUGCAUCAUGGAAUUCCACACUCCAAUGGUGAUAAGUCUAUUUUCUUCCUUAGUCUGUUAUUAUUUUUAAGUGCUGCUUGCCACAAACUUCACAGAGGGAGAACACUUCCUCAGAGAUGAGAUGAAAUUAAACCAUCUUAAGAUACAUUAAUCUACGUGGUUUUCCUCAGUGUGGAUAGGGCUGUUUUAACCUUCCUAAUUCCCAACCAUAUUGAGGCUAUCAUUACUAGUGAAAGCACAAACUGUAAGCAUUCAUUUCUUCAGGUUGUUACAGUAUGCUAUAAGUGCUAAGGAGCCACUUGGGUGCAGUUUAUCUAGCAAAUUAUUCCUUAGCUUAGUGGUUAAUCUUACACUAUUGAGUAAUUUGCUCUGUACUCACUGUGCUUAAAUUGUUUUACUGGGCAAAGCAGAUGAACUUCUAGGACUAAAAGAUGUCCUAGAGGGAAAAAGCAAUGACAAAAGUAAUCAUCAAAUUAAUAGGAACAUGUUUCUGAGAGAAAGCUCAUCCCCAGAUAUUUUAAACCCAAGCUUCAACGAGAAGCUUAAGACUUUGCUAUAAAAGCAGAUAGUGACCAAAAGGUGGUGGAGAUGAUGGUAGAAUACCCCCAGACCAUUCUCAUUUUCACUUUGCAUUUACAUUUUGUAAUCAAUUACCUUAAGGUCUGUCUAGAAACACAGGACACCAUUUGCACUUCUAGAAAGCAGCUGAGACAUAAAAACCUAUCCGUUUUUGAAGACCAGGUCAUCCCAAAUUAUGAAUUCCCAUUGUAUGUGUUGAUUUCUGGCAAAGAAAUGGAGAACUGGUGGCAGCUAUUUCCAUCCAAAGCCAACUCUUAGAAACAGUCAUUUUCAGUCGUGCUGGGAUUUGCUGCACACACACACAAAGUCCCUUAGUUUAUCAAAUUGUGAGCACAGCUGCAUGUAUGAGCAAAGCCCUGUUGAUCAGUGUUUCUCAGUGGGGUGCUGUUGGCAUUUGGAGCUGCACAAUUCUUUGUUGUACAGAAAUGUCCCACGUAUUGCAAGAUGUUUAAUGUCCCAGGACCCUGCUGGCUAAAUGCCAGGAGCUUUCUCAGUUGCUGUGAAAACCAGUGGUAAAAAACCUUCCCCCAGGUGCAAAUGCCCUUCUUGGAGGGUGGUACCCCGCACCUGAACUCCACUGUCUCUCUGCCUUGUGUUUCUGUAGGCCUGGGUGCUGUUUCUCCUUCUGUGAAGCUUUAGCUUGCCAGUUCUUCAGGACAGAGGGUGCCAGGCAGCCUCGCAGUUCUGGUGGUCAUAAUAACUUAACACAGUCUCCGUGGGUACUUGAGGACAGAUUUUACACGAAGCAGGCUUUUUUGUCUUUAUUGUUUGGCCUCACCAUUUCAUUACAGGCCUCCACUAUUGGUCUUAAUUCUUGUCAACGUCAUGAGGAUUGUCGCACGGGUUAAACACAAACACAACUGCUAACAUUCCACAUAGGCAAAGCCCGUGGUCUUUGGGAGUCACCUUUGGCUUUCACCUGGUGACAUCUGUGUCCCAGGAAUUCCCAGAGAAUUAAUUGCAUGCUUGUCCUAUUAAUGAAGCAUUUAAUUCACUUGCAAAGGCUACAGUACCCCUUGUGUAAAUACAGUCAUGCACUUCAACUUUUCUAACAAGAUUUUGAAUCCUGCACUACAAAGGAAAUACAGAUAAACUGUGGAUUGCAUGCAUGUCAUUCAUACUUCCUUGAUGGUCACCCACAAAGCAAGGUGUGCUUUACCUUGACGAAAAAUUAAACUGCCCUAAUCAGACAGAAACAUGCUUGGUCUCUUUGUCCCUGUCUGUCACCAAAACUGAAUAGUAAGGAGGUCUUGAAAUUAUUUAGAUAAACUGUGGCUAAUGGAAAGAAACCAAUGUAGCUACUAUCAUUUUUAAAAUACCAAAAAUUCUUAAGGUUUUUUUUUUUUUUUUUGAGGCACAGCAAAUCAGAGUCAAUAAAGGUGAUUAUAUUGUAAACUUUUAGAUGGUGCUGAAGAAUUCUUUUUAAAUAGCAGUAUUUUUUUUUAAAGAGAAUACAUUGAAAGGAGUACAUGAGGCAGAGUGCCACUCCACCCUCAGGUCAAUUUUAUGAUAUAAUAAUAAGAUGCCAAUAAUAUUUGCGCCACUUGCCAAGUUGGGGGUUUUUCCCUUCCUGGAUACUUUUGUUAUUCUUUGGCUGUUUUGUUGUUGCCACUGCAGUGCUGACUAACAUUUGGAAAUAAUCUGAACGAAUUGAGGGUCAAACCACUUUUAUUCCUUAAAGCACAGGCACUAAGUUUUCUUUCUCCUUUUUAAAUUUUCUGUGGCUUAGAAACAUGCCAGUGUGUUCAAACCAUUCUACACCAACUUCACAGAUUUAGUACCUGCUAGAAAUUCCAACUAGUCAUUUUUUUCUUAUAUAAUAGUGAUUUUUAAUUAAUGGACUAAAUGUAUUCAUUUGUUACUUCAACCUUUGGAUAAAAUGAUAAGAAUGGUAUGCUGUGAUCAUUAUCAGACUGCUUGAAAGAUUCCUGAUUUCCAGUGCGCAAUCUAGUCCUACACAGGUAUAAUAUCUGUGAGUGUAAAUAACUGGAACUGUACAAUGACUAACAUGACAGUUUCUUUUUUUUGUUCUUCAUCUGUACUGUAUGAUAUAUAGUAUGUGGGUAUAAUUAUCUACAAGUAUACACACAUAUGUAUAUGUAUUCCACUAUUAUAACCUGAAAGAAAGACUAUGUAUUACCUUUUUUAUUCCGUACUGGUGUUUGUGUUAUUUAAAAGGCAAAAUUAUGCUCUAUCUAGUGGUAUAAUAUAAUAGGAUACUUUGCUGUGCACAAUUCCAAGUGCCUUAGAACAUUGUUUAGCUUUCCUAAGUAUAUAGAACUGCAGAUAUGUAUAAAAUUGGGAAAAAUUACCUCAAUAAAAUUAUUGGGAAAUCCCCA